Molecule: messenger RNA, 2508 nt
Organism: Polistes canadensis
Lineage: Eukaryota; Metazoa; Arthropoda; Insecta; Hymenoptera; Vespidae
Gene: Eip63E
Product: cyclin-dependent kinase 14
Exons: 7
Coding region: 1023-2501 (492 amino acids)
Biological process (GO): protein phosphorylation
Cellular component (GO): cytoplasm; nucleus; cytosol
Molecular function (GO): ATP binding; cyclin-dependent protein serine/threonine kinase activity; cyclin binding
Source: RefSeq, a predicted model, not a curated record
UCUUGGCAGUAGCCAAGUAAGUUAUCGGCGGUGCAUCCAUCGUAUUCAAGAUGGCGGCUUAGGAGCGAUAAAGUGCAUAAGAGCGACCGCUCUGAGUGCAACCGUGCGUAAGCCGUGUUUCAUUAAAUUCUUUUAUUUUUACAAAAUUUCAUUUGUGCGUAAAAAUACCGUUCGCAAGACGGUUCAAUCGUCUUUAAGAACGAAUUGAAUUAUCGCAAAUGAAUCGUCCGAGAUAGUCAGUGGUGGCGUGCGCGAGCACUCACCGUAUUCAGGAAGACGCGCGUGCGACAGAGACAGAGGAAAUAAAGAAAAAAAAAGAAGAAAAAAGAAAUACAGACGCAGAGAAAGAGAGAAAGAGAGAGAAAAAGAGCAAGAGAAAGAAAGAAAGAGAGAAAGAGAGAGAGAGAGAGAGAGAACGAAACGAACAGGGUCGGUCGGUCGCUUGGAAGUUCGGCGAUCCCGGUCAAGUUCCAACUUUAUAAUAUUUUCUGUGAGCCCUGGGAGAAAGUAGGAUUUCAACGAUAAAAUAAGGCAAGGAAACACGCGUCUCGUUGUCGCCGUCGUCAUCGCCACCACCGUUCUUACUAUCAUACUUUAUUACUGCUGUUGUUAAAAACCCUCUGUUGUUUCUAUUACAAUUAACAUUUAUUUUGAUUAUUGUUAAACUGUUAUUAUCUGAACGUUCAAAAAUUAGGGGAAGAACCUUUUUCAUGGCGAUCGCCAGUGGUACGAGGAUACGUCGUGCUUCGCCACCGUGGUAUGACCCACGACAAAGGUGAAGAAGAAAAGUAUUACGCUUUCUUUACGAUUGGUGACCUGUGACCUGACACCCGUGUUCAAAGGAAGUAACACGAGGACGAGGACGAGGACGACGGCGACAACGACCACGACCACGAUCACGAAAAAGACGAAGACAACGCGAUACACGCUGAGGAGGAACAUAUAGCGACGACACACACACACAGAGUGCGUCACCGCCCAUAUGCGAUGUGUGUUUCCUACGUACGAACGAAUGAGUAAUCAUGUACUGUCAAGACAAGGGCUCGACCGCCUCAAAAAGCAAAGAGGGGUCAGUGACAAUGCGAGAAAAAAAAGGAGGUGCUCUUAGCAGAGUGCAGAAAUUAAAAAAACGACUUAGUCACAGUUUCGGUAGACUUUCUAUUUCUAAAGAAGAAGCUGACGAUGCUGCAAAUAGAGGUCAGCUGCCUUACAAUGGUUAUUCGGAGGAGUUCCUAGACCGUUUGGAACCAAACGGCAAUAUACCUGCGGAUAAAGAUCGACGAUAUGAAUGGACAGGUGUUGGUGACCACGAGAGAGUGCAUCGGCAGCUUUCCGUUUCUAGCGAUUCCAAGCUUUUAGAUGAAGAUAUAAGAGAAGAGGCAAGAGUGAUUUUACGGCCUCGGCGUCCACCGCGGCCCAAGUCUGAAGUUUUUCUUGGGCCAGAUCCACCACCUCGGAGAACCAAAAGGUUUUCAGCAUUUGGGGGAGACUCUCCUUUUGGAAAAUCCGAAGCUUAUAUAAAAUUAGAACAGUUAGGAGAAGGAUCUUAUGCCACUGUGUUCAAAGGCUAUAGUCACCUCACGAAUCAGGUGGUGGCUCUUAAAGAAAUUAGACUGCAAGAAGAAGAAGGUGCUCCGUUUACUGCCAUUCGUGAGGCAAGCCUUCUUAAGGAAUUAAAGCAUAGUAAUAUUGUGACUUUACACGACAUAAUUCACACUCGCGAGACUCUUACUUUUGUUUUUGAAUAUGUUCACACUGAUCUAUCACAAUACAUGGACAGAUAUGGUAAUGGAGGUCUGGAUCCUCGCAAUGUUAAAUUAUUUCUUUUUCAAUUGUUAAGAGGACUUGCAUACUGUCAUCGUAGGAGAGUAUUGCAUAGAGAUGUGAAACCUCAAAAUUUGUUAAUCAGUGAAAUAGGAGAACUUAAAUUAGCAGAUUUUGGCCUUGCAAGGGCGAAAUCUGUACCAUCCCACACAUAUUCGCAUGAGGUAGUGACAUUAUGGUAUAGGCCACCCGAUGUUCUAUUGGGUUCUACGGAAUAUUCAACCUCACUUGAUAUGUGGGGCGUAGGUUGCAUAUUUGUAGAGAUGUUGACUGGAGAACCAACAUUCCCUGGUGUACGAUGUACGUACGACCAACUUGAUAAGAUAUUUAAAGUAUUGGGCACACCUACUGAAGAAACUUGGCCGGGUGUAACUCAUCUCCCAGGAUAUAAACCAAACCAAUUGUCGUUUUAUCCAUCAAGAAAAUUGGGUCUUACAUUUCCAAGGCUUUAUGAUAUUGCCGACGGUGAUAAUAUGGCAUCAUCUCUCCUACAAUUAAAUCCUGAUCAGCGUAUAGGUGCAGAAGAAGCUUUAAGACAUCCUUAUUUUGCCUCUCUUCCUAGAAAAUUAUAUGAAUUGCCCGAUGAAGUGUCAAUAUUCAGCGUUGAAGGUUGCCACUUGUAUACAAAUUCGAGGCAUGGGUGCACAGACUCGCGUCAUACUGCUCUUAAAACUUGAGGUUAAA